AUGUUCUGGAUCCCCCAAUUUAAAGGGAAAAAAAAAACGAAAAUGAUUAAUUUGCCCGCCAUCCACACUAAACCCUCCUAAAAACUUCCUGGCUGCUUCUCUCCCUCUUGGUCUCACUUCGUCUUCUACUACUCUUUAACACCCGUACACUUUCCCUCUCUGACCCAACUUGAAUUUCCCUCUCCAAUUUGAAUCAUUCAUGCUUGUUUUCCAGGAAACCACGAGAAAUUUAGAAAAUCUUGUGUUUUGAUUUUAUCGACUUUUAUUGAAACCCUAGAAUUUUGAGUCAAAUCUGCAAUCUCCUCUUCUGGUGCUAGGAUUUCGAGCAUGUCGUCCGAAGAGGAGAUUGUCAUGCGCGAUGUCACUAAUGCGGGUCUUGUGGUGAGUGAUCGCAUUGGUCGCGAGGUUGCUGCCCAGGUCGACCUCGAAGAAGCCCUGGAGGCUUCCAGAUAUGCGAGUCAUCCCUAUUCGACUCACCCCAGAGAGUGGCCUCCUUUGGUUGAGGUUAUGGAUACUUGGGAAUUGCCUCCUGUGCUCAUUGAAAGAUACAAUGCAGCUGGAGGUGAAGGAACUGCUUUAUGUGGAAUAUUUCCGGAGAUACGCAGGGCAUGGGCAUCGGUAGAUAAUUCUUUGUUUCUCUGGCGUUUUGACACGUGGGAUGGGCAGUGUCCAGAAUACAGUGGAGAGGAACAGGCUAUCUGUGCUGUUGGCCUUGCCAAAUCUAAACCUGGCGUUUUUAUUGAAGCUAUCCAGUAUCUUUUAAUAUUAGCUACUCCUGUGGAGUUGAUUCUUGUAGGGGUUUGCUGUUCUGGUGGAGUUGAUGGUACUGAUCCAUAUGGUGAGGUUUCAUUGCAACCUUUGCCAGAGUAUACGAUACCAUCUGAUGGAGUGACCAUGACUUGUAUCACAUGCACGGAUAAGGGUCGUAUCUUCCUGGCUGGGCGUGAUGGCCAUAUCUAUGAGCUGCAUUACACAACUGGUUCAGGCUGGCAGAAACGUUGUCGCAAAGUCUGUCUCACUGCAGGAUUGAGUAGUGUUAUUUCGAGGUGGGUUGUGCCAAAUGUAUUUAAGUUUGGAGCUGUUGACCCCAUUAUCGAAAUGGUCGUCGAUAAUGAAAGACAGAUUUUGUAUGCACGAACCGAAGAGAUGAAACUUCAGGUUUUUGUUCUGGGUCCAAGCGGAGAUGGCACUCUGAAGAAAGUGGCAGAAGAGAGGAAUUUGUUUAGUCAGAGUCAGAGGGAUAGUCAUUAUGGAGCUCGACAGUCAACUGGACAAAGAGCCCCUACUCGAUCCACAAAACCAACUAUAGUUUGCAUUGCGCCUUUGUCCACUCUUGAAUCAAAGUGCUUGCACCUAGUUGCUGUUUUAUCCGAUGGCAGAAGGAUGUAUCUUUCAACUUCUCCAUCAGGUGGAAGCAAUGGUGUUGUUGGAGGUUUGGGUGGAUUUAAUGGUAGUCAUAAACCAAGCUGUUUAAAAGUUGUGACAACUAGGCCUUCUCCUCCUCUGGGGGUCAGUGGCGGACUUGCUUUUGGAUCCAUGUCUCUUGCUGGUAGAACUCAGAAUGAGGAUUUGUCUCUGAAGGUUGAGAACGCAUGUUAUUCUGCUGGAACACUUGUCCUUUCUGAUUCGUCGCCACCAACCAUGUCUUCUCUUCUGAUUGUGAAUAGGGAUGGGAGCUCACAAUCAUCUCUUUCUGGGAGUUUAGGUGCGAGUGCGAGGAGUUCUCGGGCUUUGAGGGAAACUGUAUCUUCCCUUCCCAUUGAAGGUCGAAUGCUUUAUGUAGCCGAUGUUCUACCCUUACCAGAUACGGCUAACACUGUACAAUCCUUAUAUUCAGAACUUGAAUUCAGUGGCUUCGAAAAUUCGAGCGAGUCUUGUGAAAAGGCAUCUGUAAAACUUUGGGCUAGGGGUGACCUUACAACCCAGCAUAUACUGCCAAGAAGGAAAAUCAUUGUUUUCAGUACCAUGGGCAUGAUGGAAGUUGUUUUUAACAGGCCUGUGGACAUCCUACGAAGGUUGUUUGAGUCAAAUUCACCAAGAUCUGCCCUAGAAGAUUUUUUUAGCCGUUUUGGAGCUGGUGAGGCUGCUGCAAUGUGUCUAAUGCUAGCUUCAAGGAUCGUUCAUUCUGAACAUCUUAUAAGCAAUGUUGUUGCUGAGAAAGCAGCAGAAAAUUUUGAGGACCCAAGAGUUGUUGGAAUGCCACAACUUGAGGGUAGUAGUGCAUUAUCAAAUGCUAGAUCAGCAGGAGGAGGGUUCAGUAUGGGACAGGUUGUUCAGGAGGCCGAGCCUGUAUUUUCAGGUGCUCAUGAAGGGCUCUGCCUUUGCACAUCAAGGUUACUGUUUCCUCUGUGGGAACUUCCCAUUAUGGUUAUGAAAGGUAGUUCAGGUUCAUCUGAUUAUACAUCAGAAAAUGGAGUAAUUGCAUGCAGGCUCACUCUUGGGGCUAUGCAAAUCCUUGAAAAUAAGAUUCGUUCUUUAGAAAAGCUAUUAAGGUCUAGAAGGAACCAAAGAAGGGGGCUUUAUGGCUGCGUAGCUGGUUUGGGAGACUUAACAGGUUCUAUUCUGUAUGGAACUGGUUCUGAAUUAGCUGCUGGUGACAGAAGUAUGGUGAGAAACUUAUUUGGCGCUUACUCGCGAAAUGUUGAUUCUAAUGGCGGUGGGACAUCAAGUAAAAGACAGCGAUUACCUUAUACCCCUGCAGAAUUGGCAGCCAUGGAGGUAAGGGCAAUGGAAUGUAUCAGGCAGUUGCUUCUCAGAUCUGGUGAAGCUCUGUUUUUGCUCCAGCUGCUUUGUCAGCAUCACGUGGCACGCUUAGCUCAGAGUCUCGAUGCUAAUCUUCGGCAGGCACUGGUGCAGUUGACAUUCCAUCAACUAGUUUGUACUGAGGAGGGUGAUGAAAUUGCCACGAGGCUAAUAUCUGCUCUAAUGGAGUACUAUACUGGUCCUGAUGGCAGGGGAACUGUUAAUGAUAUUAGUGGAAGAUUACGGGAGGGUUGUCCAAGCUAUUUCAAGGAGUCUGAUUACAGGUUUUUCUUAGCUGUGGAGUGUCUUGAGAGAGCUGCUAUAGCAUUUGACACAGAGGAGAAGGAGAAUCUCGCUAGAGAGGCCUUCGAUUUCUUAAGUAAAGUUCCAGAAUCUGCAGAUUUACGAACUGUGUGCAAACGGUUUGAAGACUUAAGGUUUUAUGAAGCUGUGGUUCGGUUACCACUUCAGAAGGCACAGGCUCUUGAUUUUGCUGGUGAUGCGUUUAAUGAACAAACUGAUUUAGCAAUCAGAGAACACGCAAUUGCUCAGCGUGAGCACUGCUAUGAAAUAAUUACUAGUGCUUUGCGUAGCCUAAAAGGAGAGGCUUCACUAAGGGAAUUUGGUUCUCCUGUGAGGCCUGCAGCCGCCCAAUCUGCCCUGGAUCCGGCUUCUAGGAGGAAAUAUAUUUGCCAGAUUGUUCAGCUUGGUGUCCAGUCACCUGACAGGUUAUUUCAUGAGUACCUAUAUCGUACAAUGAUUGAUUUAGGACUUGAAAAUGAGCUGUUGGAGUAUGGAGGUCCUGAUUUGGUACCAUUUUUACAAAAUGCUGGCCGAGAUCCAUUACAGGAGGUUCGAGCGGUUUCUGCUGUUACCUCGGCAAGUUCUCCAAUUAGUCAGUCUGGAGCAUCAAUCUCAACUCGUCAAGCCAAGUACUUUGAUCUUUUGGCAAGGUACUACGUUGUGAAGCGGCAGCAUGUACUUGCAGCUCAUAUAUUGUUAAGACUGGCUGAAAGGCGCUCAAUGAAUGCUGGAGAUGUUCCCACGCUUGAACAGAGACGUCAGUACCUUAGUAAUGCAGUUCUACAGGCCAAGAAUGCUAGCAAUUGUGAUGGAGCUGGAGGGUCUAGCAGGGGUGUUUUUGACAAUGGAUUGUUGGAUUUGCUUGAAGGAAAACUUGUUGUUCUUCAGUUUCAAAUAAAAAUUAAAGAGGAACUGGAGACAAUAGCUUCAAGAUCGGAAGCUCUCCCUGGCCCGUCAGAAUCCAUGCAAAAUGGAUCAGUCCCUAAUGACACUUCUACUGACGAUGCAAAUUUGGCAAACGUUGCACGAGAUAAGGCCAAGGAGCUAUCUCUAGAUCUAAAGAGCAUAACUCAACUCUAUAAUGAGUAUGCAGUUCCAUUUGAACUCUGGGAGAUAUGUCUUGAGAUGCUCUACUUUGCAAAUUAUUCUGGUGAUGCUGAUAGUAGCAUCAUGAGAGAAACAUGGGCUAGACUAAUUGAUCAAGCUCUCUCAAGGGGUGGCAUUGCUGAAGCUUGCUCUGUGCUGAAGAGGGCUGGUUCCCAUGUAUAUCCUGGAGAUGGAGCUGUUUUACCUUUGGACACGCUAUGCCUUCACCUUGAGAAGGCUGCCCAGGAGAGAAUAGAUCAAGGGGUUGAAUCUGUUGGAGACGAAGAUGUAGCAAGGGCUUUGCUAGCUACUUGCAAGGGUGCUGCUGAACCUGUUUUGAACACUUAUGAUCAGUUGUUAUCUAGUGGAGCCACUUUGCCGUCUUCAAACCUUAGGUUGCGCCUUCUCCGAUCAGUUCUAGUGGUACUUCGAGAGUGGGCAUUGUCUGUAUUUGCACAUAGAACUGGUACAAGUGCUACUGGAACUUCGGUAAUACUAGGUGGAACGUUUUCUCCGGAGCAAACAACAAUUAUUAAUAAAGGAAUUCGAGAUAAGGUUACCAGUGCAGCAAACAGGUAUAUGACUGAGGUGCGGAGGUUGGCCCUUCCACAGAACAGAACGGAGGCCGUUUAUCGAGGCUUUCGAGAACUUGAAGAGUCUGUGAUUAGUCCUUUUUCAUAUGAUCGAUUUUGAAAUCAUGUAUUCCCAUGUAUGAAAUAUCUUCUUGUAGCUUUGAGAAUAAGGUCAUUAUAGUUUCAAUAGUUGAAGUAGUCUUGUAACAUUAAGCCUGACACUUGAUCGUUCAGUAGAGAUAUCAGAUAUUGGUUGUUAGAUAGGAAAGCGUGAUAAGUUUCAAAAGCCUCAUGCUUUUAACAUCUUGUGAGCAAAUUUGAAUACAUAAAACUAUCCAUAGCUCUAUUUUAAGGGCCUGAUUGGUUAUCCUUGUAUUGUAAUGGUAAUUGUAUUCAUGUGAUAUGAUAAUGUUUGGUUUAAUUUUAAUUUUAAUUUUUAGUAA
Tripterygium wilfordii is the source of this 5146-nucleotide messenger RNA. RefSeq names its product nuclear pore complex protein NUP155. Gene Ontology annotation, biological process: transcription-dependent tethering of RNA polymerase II gene DNA at nuclear periphery; protein import into nucleus; protein localization to nuclear inner membrane. Gene Ontology annotation, molecular function: structural constituent of nuclear pore. Lineage: Eukaryota; Viridiplantae; Streptophyta; Magnoliopsida; Celastrales; Celastraceae. The record is from RefSeq and is a predicted model, not a curated record. The coding region runs from base 328 to 4824 and encodes 1498 amino acids. The transcript is spliced from 13 exons. Gene Ontology annotation, cellular component: nuclear pore; nuclear pore inner ring.